Acyrthosiphon pisum (pea aphid) is the source of this 1246-nucleotide messenger RNA. It is a transcript of the gene Rrp4, whose product is annotated as exosome complex component Rrp4. Gene Ontology annotation, molecular function: RNA binding. The coding region runs from base 191 to 1069 and encodes 292 amino acids. The record is from RefSeq and is a predicted model, not a curated record. NCBI's taxonomy places the organism in Eukaryota, Metazoa, Arthropoda, Insecta, Hemiptera, Aphididae. The transcript has 6 exons. Gene Ontology annotation, biological process: TRAMP-dependent tRNA surveillance pathway; CUT catabolic process; nuclear polyadenylation-dependent rRNA catabolic process. Gene Ontology annotation, cellular component: cytoplasmic exosome (RNase complex); nuclear exosome (RNase complex).
ACUAUCAUUAUUAAUAUGUUUAAUGUUAUUAAUUUUCCAUGUGGCCCUUUACAAACCAACCUCCGCCGGCCUAAAAAUUAAAUAUUAAUAAGCUUUAUUUUGUUUUAUUGGUUUCACGCCAGACGUGAGAAUAGCCAGUAUUCGCUUGGCUUGUUUUACGUCGGAUGUGAAAAUAGACGCAUUUUUAAUCAUGAAUAUUUCCAUAAGCUUAGCGUCAAAGAAGACCCGGCAUGCCGUUCUAAAACCUUCGUCCAAUCCACCGAUUAUUUUCACUCCUGGUGAAAAAAUUAGAGAUCAAACAGGUUUCAUGAGAGGUCAUGGAACUUAUGUAUCGGCUGGGUCAUUGAAGGCAACUGUAGCAGGAGUAGAACAAAAUAUUAAUAAGCUAGUCACAGUUAGUCCAUUACGGUGUCGAUAUAAUGGAGAGAUUGGCGAUGUAGUGAUUGCUCGUGUAACAGAACUGGUGCAUAAACGCUGGAAAGUAGAUAUAAAUGCUAGACUGGAUGCUGUGCUACUGCUAACUUCUAUUCAACUACCAGGAGGAGAAUUAAGAAGAAGAGGUAUGGAAGAUGAACAAUCAAUGAGAAGUUACUUGAGCGAAGGUGACUUAAUUAGUGCUGAAGUUCAUUCUGUAUUUGCUGAUGGUUCUUUAUCAUUACACAUGCGAAGUUUAAAGUAUGGCAAGUUAGGACAAGGAGUAUUAGUAAAAGUACAAUCCAAUCUAAUAAAACGUAGUAAAAAUCAUUUUCAUAACUUGUCAGCUGGAGUUAGUGUUAUACUUGGUAACAAUGGUUACAUUUGGAUUGAACCAACAAACGACAAUAAAGAUCCUGUUGGAUUUGAAGUUGAUCUUCAACAAGUAGUUGAUAUUGGUGAUAGACAAACAAUAUCAAGAGUGCGUAAUGUAGUAUUAGCAUUAUCUUAUUAUAAAAUGCUUAUAUAUGAUACAAGUAUACAGUAUGCCUUAGAAGAAUCAAACAAGUAUACUGUAUCAGAUUUAUUAACCGCAGAAGCUUGUUAUGAUAUUGCAAAUCUUACACGCCAUCGUUUACAAGCUAUGGGUGAAUAAUAAAGGAAAAAACAUGAAGACUAUAAUGAUAUACCAGAAUUUUGAAGUAUUUAUUUUUAUACUUAAACUUUUUAUAUGACUAUAUUAAAUAGAAGUUUUAUUCUGUGAUAUGUUUUCUAAAAAAAAUUAAUCGUGAAUUAUGUUCAAUAAAAAUUAAAAAGGUUAAAAGGUUGACAA